Molecule: messenger RNA, 3540 nt
Organism: Opisthorchis viverrini
Lineage: Eukaryota; Metazoa; Platyhelminthes; Trematoda; Opisthorchiida; Opisthorchiidae
Exons: 12
Coding region: 1638-3200 (520 amino acids)
Source: RefSeq, a predicted model, not a curated record
AUGCGCGCGCUCCAAUUAAGGAUGCGCACCACCUGCCGGAACGGCCCCGACUUUCAAUUAGUCCCUCAACCUGGCUUAAUCAACAUUCCGUUUCGACUACUUGUGAUAACUGGAACUAGCCUUCCAUUUUUCGGUGUCAUUAUAUGUACAUUUCUCUCAGUUUUUUCCUCGUUCGACGAGGUGACAGAGUCUGUUUGUGGGGUCUCUAAUUUUGUCCCCUCUAUCAGUGCAGUAACAGGUAUAACUCCACAGAUUUACUUAUGGAGGUAUGCGAUUGGUCUACACAGUGCUCCCCGGUUACUGCUUGCCGCUACAUACUAUCAGUACCACAAGUUUCUUCUUCGCCGCUGUGAUCACCCCUGUUGUGGCACUCUUGUGGAACUGUCGCUUUUUUUCAAUCUCGUUGAUGUUAUUACCUUUGUUGGUGUUGCAUUCGUGUCGAACCGGGAGAAUUUCCCUGUUCACGAGGGCAUGUUCGUUGUGUUCUUAUUCGCCUCGAGUUUGUACAUGCUGACUGUGUUGGCGAUACAUCGAAUCUGCAAGCGUGACAGUCUGCUCUCUCCCAGAAUGCAGCACUCGUAUGCCGUCAAACUGAUGUUCUUCAUUUUGACCAUGCUAUUUAUAGCGCUCCUUAUAUACCAUAUCUACUUUCAUCGGCAAGAAUGUCAUCCUAAUGCAUUCAGCUGGUUUUCUGCAACAGAGUACGGAAUCGCCAUCGCUAACAUGGGGUUUCACAUGACAGCUGCUUAUGACUUUCAGGAUCUGAUGCUGACCACGACGCUGAAGAAACCUUAUUCCGGAUGAAUUCUAACCAAUAACACCAAUUCUGUCGUUUUUCAUUCAUCCGCACUUUCUCUAGACCCCAAUGUUUAUGUACUUUGCAUAUCAUCCUGAAUUCCCCAUCUGGAUUCUGUUCUGAGGGAUUCCAUCAUUCGGCAGAUUGGCUUAUUUUGAUCAUUUUUCAUAGUCUUUGAUUGACCUCGCAACAGUAGUGUAAUUUUCUACAUGUGCUUGGCUUAGCAUUUACGCGGAUCGCUUGUUACAAAUUUUGACUCGUUCUUUUCUACUACGGGUUUUUCCAAUCCAUCCUGUGGAUGCACCGACAUGUGAUGUGACAUUCCAGUGUUUUUGACUAUGUGCUGGCACAUGUUUGUCUCCCUUAUUGAAUCAACUGAGCAACGCGUACAAAUAAUCCCCGUGACAAAUUUUCGAUCUGACAAUGUGCUGCUGUGAUUUCGCUUAUAGGUCUUACUGAGGGCCAGUCGACCCAAUUUCGCUGCUAUUGUGCCAUUUAUUUUAUUACUGCCACUUGAUUUUCACAGUCGAUUUCAUUCGCUUGCUGAGGUUGUUUAUAUUAUGUAUCUUGCUUAAAUUGUUUUGCUUUUUGGGAAUUCCCUUACCAAGAGUUUGCAGGAUUUUCUAGUAAUGGUCAUGUAUGACGAAAUAAAAUACUUCAUAUAGCUUUUUUUCUUGUUUGUUGAAUUGUUUGCCUGGAUUGGCUGUCUGACGACCGAAAUCAUGCUUGAUGUUCAUCUUUGUAAUCGUGUUGUGGUGGUUUCACACCGUACACAGCUUUGGUGUUUUUCAGCUUAUUUGAAUGAAACAGCCACGCUACGAGAAGAAAGUCGCCAUUGAAAAUGCUUGACGCGGAAUGUUCGCGCUGCAUUCGGUCCUUCAUCAUAAAAUCAAUACAUGCAAUAGUUCAGGCACGUAAUGGCGUCGUAUACAACACCAACUGCAUUUCGGCUGUUGGAGCACGGAACAAUCUGAUGGUAAACAUUGAAGAGGAUCCGGAAAUCGGUGCUACUAUAAAACAGACUCUGGAUGCAGCGUUUCCGGUGCAUGUGCACGACAUUCUCAGUCUCGAAAUCUCAACCGCUUGGCCGAACAACGGGCGUAUGGUGGUCGAGGUUUGGCAGUUCCACCUGGACACUGCGGACAGGCUUACUACGCCAACCAAUUCUGAUCCUUCGCUCCAGUCUUCCCCUACCAUCGAGCAAAAGCGUCCCGAUGGAGAUGGAGCGCAACAAUCGGAAGAAAUUCCCGUGGAAGAUUUGCGUCAGUCUCGGUUGUUUGAAAAACUGGGCACGUUGUUAAAGGCCAUAAUUGUUGCCACACGCCUGUUACCUGCCUAUCGACUCUCCCGCAACCAGGACCCAGCCAAAUAUCAAAUGUGCUAUACACUCCGUCGUGGUCCAACCAAUCUGUCAAGAUUAGGACCAGACGUUCGAACUCAACAAAUUGGGCGUCUGUUCUCCGGUCUAGCUAUGAGGUCACCACCAAAGUCUCCUGCAACACCAACCCCUCGAAUUCCGGGAACACAGACUGUGGUUACCGAUAAUCCUGAUGAUCCGGACAACUUGGAACGCGUCUUUCUGAGUUGCACAGUGUACUAUCGACCCACUUUCCCGCCCGGCCCAAGUUUGCCUGCAAAACAGUUGAGCCAUACUGUGACCAAAGGUGAGGCUCCACCCGGACUUCAUAAUAACUAUCGACAUGCAAGAGUUGGGGGCUACUUUACUGGCACUGAUGGAAAGCUUGUCAGCUGUGCCCCUUUGUCACACUCUCCCCGUGUCCGCCCAGCUUUCGCUGAGGAUGGCCCAGAGGAUCCUGCAGAUGAACGCGGUUAUCCCAGUCACUUAUUCUUCGAUCCGGAUUAUGAUGGUCCUCACCCUCAUGAUUUCAUGGACCCCAACUGGCCCGAUGUGGAUGACGAUGAAGAGGAUGACCCUCUGGAUCACCAUUCUAAUGAAUUGGACGGGAAUUCCGACGCAGGUGAGGAUACGGACAUGAGCGAAACAAUGUAUCCAAAAGAUCCGCCGAAGGAAGAGGAGCUAAACGGCGGGGAUGACUGCCAUGCAACAACGCCUGAGGAUGAGAGUCGGAAUGUCCCUUUGCAGCUACCGUUCAGUACAGUCGGUGUAAGUGGAGAGCACUGGACUCAACUGUUCGUUGAGCUGCGCCAGCGCACCAAUCUUGAUCUGUUCAAAGUGCCAUCUAGUGGGAACACACCGGUCACCGGUGGUAAUGCACAGGCCCAGUCUUCUUUGUUCGACGCGGAUGCUCUGACUGAGGAACUGGAACGACACGAGAAAAUUCUCAAAGAAUUCGAUGAAUUCCUAGCCAAAUUUUGCAGCAUCGAUUUUCCUCAACCACUCACGACAGCAAACGCGAAUCGACUAAGCAAGGAGCUGGCCUGACCGGCCCAUCUUUUGAUACCGGUUUGCUAGUCCUGUUAAUCAGUGGUCCAUCCAGUCUCUUCGCCAGAUUAUCACUGCUUCUAGUACUUGAUUUUCUCCACUCACUCAUAUUUUCAUCCGAUUGCUUUGGUUCGUGACGCAUUCAUAUCAUCUUUUGCCUUUUUUAUGGUUUUGCUUUCCAAUUUGUACAUAUGACCUCAUCCGAUCUGGUGAAUUAUUCCUGACGCAGACCGUUUUCAUGAAUGCAGUGGAGAGCAUUUUUUCUCCAUCCAAAAUAGCGGAGCUUUUCCAUUUUUCAUCACGUUUUGUUUACACAGUGACGUAACACCACGGAAUGGGA